This is a messenger RNA of Letharia columbiana, 516 nucleotides long. RefSeq lists its product as uncharacterized. Gene Ontology annotation, molecular function: transmembrane protein transporter activity. Gene Ontology annotation, biological process: protein insertion into mitochondrial inner membrane. The record is from RefSeq and is a predicted model, not a curated record. NCBI's taxonomy places the organism in Eukaryota, Fungi, Ascomycota, Lecanoromycetes, Lecanorales, Parmeliaceae. The transcript has 4 exons. The coding region runs from base 1 to 516 and encodes 171 amino acids. Gene Ontology annotation, cellular component: TIM22 mitochondrial import inner membrane insertion complex.
AUGAGUUUUCCUGGGAUGCCAAGUGGCGCCGGUGGCGGAGUUGGAGGUGCCACCGCUGGUAUGAGUGACCAAGAAGCAGCGAUGGUCAAAGCUAUGCAAGGAGCCAUGGAAAGCUGUCCUUUUAAAACCGUUAUUUCGGGGGGAAUGGGCUUUGCUCUUGGAGGAGCUUUCGGCUUGUUUAUGUCGAGCAUGAGCUACGAUACCCCCUUGAGUGCCUCUGGCCAACAGCUUACCGACCUGCCGUUGCGGGAACAACUGCGAAGGGGCUUCAGAGACAUGGGUUCGCGGUCGUUCGGUUCUGCGAAAAACUUUGGCUUAGUGGGCGCCAUAUUCGCUGGGACCGAGUGCUGCAUUGAAGGCUACCGGGCGAAGAAUGACCUUACAAACGGCAUAACUGCAGGAUGUAUCACGGGAGGUGUUCUCGGUGCAAAAGCGGGCCCCCAGGCCGCUGCUAUAGGGUGCGUUGGCUUCGCAGCGUUCAGUGCUGCCAUAGAUUCAUACAUGCGCAUGGAUUAA